AUGCCAGCAAAAUCUGGAUCGAAAAAUGACAGGAAAGCAGUGCCUCCAACCGUUUUGGCUGGAGCAGAGCAAACAAAUUUAAGCACGCCGGCAAUGCCCGAUACAAAUUCUACAGGACCAUUGUCAUCUGUUUCUGGCCUCGAUAUAAGGAAAUCAUCUAGUCCCAGCCGUUCUCACACCAAGUCGAUUAUGAACGUUAGUGGGUCAUCUGGCGCCGUCGUCAGUAAUACACCUGAGCCGGGUUUGAAAAGGAUACCCACCGUUACUUUCAGUGACCCAAAGCUCGGGUCCCUCAGGUUGGAUAUGGAGCAGACUCCGUCUGGUCAGGUGACCAGGCAGCCUAGUGAGAAGAAAGCAGCGUCUGUACACAUUGCUUCGGAUAAUAACGACCAAAGCAGGACGUUAGGGGACAUAAACACAAAAACUCCAAAGGAUGGAGACACUCCCGCUUCUUCCUUUUCGACUCCAACCUCUAUAUUAUCCAACAAUGAGGGAGGAAAUAACGUAGCCAGCCUGCUUGCAAAAAAACUGAGUCUUGCUGGUGGAGCUGAUUCCAUUCUGAACUCAGACAAUAGUUCGGAUAGCCCUAAAAAGGAGCAUCCACAUUUUUACGUGGAAGAUCCCUUGCAUACGCCAUCUGUUAGAUCCAGGUCUAACAGUACUAGUCCCCGCCCCUCCAUAGUAAUGAACACGUUCAAUCCAAUAAAUAUUGAGCGGGAGGUCUCCAUAUCGAAGACCGGGGAGCCCACCUUGCUGGAGUCCGUUUUAGAAGAAGCCUUGUCUCCCAAUGCAGUUCCAAACCCAUUGAAGAAGGAAAGCGUUAUGACGAAUUUAGAUCCGAGGUUACCUCAAGAUGACGGUAAGCUGCAUGUGCUUUUUGGGGCAACAGGCUCGUUGUCUGUUUUCAAGCUGAAACAUAUGAUAAAGAAACUAGAAGAGAUUUAUGGAAGAGAUAAAAUUAGCAUUCAAGUUAUAUUAACAAACUCAGCAACAAAAUUUUUUGCGAUGAAGUACAUGAGGAAAAACAAAAAACCUCACAACAUUAAUGAUACAAAAUGCAAUAAUACCGAUACUAAUACCAAUAAAACCAACAAUACUAAUACCACUACUAAUACUAAUACUAAUACUAAUAACAAUAACAAUAACAACAACAACAACAACAACAACAACAACAUUAAUAAUGCUGCUCUUCUGGAAUCACCUAGCUCUAGAAAUAUGCCUUUGGACACAGCCGCUUUUGGCCUGAAAAAUGCCCAAAAUGAGGAAGAUAAUUCCAAGGUUUCCGAUACAGGAUUUCCCUCUUUAAUUUGCAGUGGCCGUACGUUGAGCAACGCUUCAAACACUGUAUCACAACAUCCUCAAAUCGAGUUGCCACCACAUAUACAAUUUUGGACAGACCCAGACGAAUGGGAUGUGUGGCGGCAACGGACAGACCCUGUCUUACAUAUCGAGCUACGUCGUUGGGCAGACAUACUGGUCGUUGCACCCUUGACCGCAAAUACGUUAGCAAAGAUUGCACUUGGGUUAUGUGACAAUCUUUUGACAAGCGUGAUAAGAGCAUGGAAUCCGACGUUCCCUAUAUUUCUAGCGCCUUCAAUGGGCAGUGGCACGUUCAACUCUAUAAUGACUAAGAAGCACUUUAGAAUUAUACAAGAAGAGAUGCCGUGGGUAACUGUAUUCAAGCCUUCUGAAAAAGUUAUGGGUAUCAACGGUGAUAUUGGGUUAAGUGGGAUGAUGGAUGCGAACGAAAUCGUGGGCAAGAUUGUGGUCAAAUUAGGCGGUUAUCCUGACACUUCUGCCGGGAAAGAGGGAGAAGGAGAGGACGAGGACGACGAUGACAACGAUGAUGAGGAAGACGAGAAUAGGAAGAACGAUGACGAUGACGAUGACGAUGACGAUGACGAUGACGAUGACGAUGACGAUGACGAUGAAGAUGAAGACGAAGAUGGCGGGGAGAAUGGCGGAGAGGGUCCCGAUCGCUCUUAG
This is a messenger RNA of Saccharomyces eubayanus, 1986 nucleotides long. RefSeq names its product phosphopantothenoylcysteine decarboxylase complex subunit VHS3 (gene VHS3). Bases 1 to 1986 code for a protein of 661 amino acids. Gene Ontology annotation, biological process: coenzyme A biosynthetic process. The record is from RefSeq and is a predicted model, not a curated record. Gene Ontology annotation, molecular function: FMN binding; phosphopantothenoylcysteine decarboxylase activity. The transcript has a single exon. NCBI's taxonomy places the organism in Eukaryota, Fungi, Ascomycota, Saccharomycetes, Saccharomycetales, Saccharomycetaceae. Gene Ontology annotation, cellular component: phosphopantothenoylcysteine decarboxylase complex.